GGAGGGGGGAGGGAUGCUGCUGUUUGCACGGGAGGCUGCGGGUCACCCCCGACGUUAAGGGCUCCAACCUGUUGUGAAAUGUUUCAUCUCAGCCUCCGAGAGCCAUUGCGGAGAUGCGGCUUCUUCUGCUCCUUCUGCCGCCGCUGCCCUUAACGAGAUAAGAUGCAUGUCUCACUGGCCGAGGCCCUGGAAGUAAGAGGAGGACCCCUGGAGGAAGAAGAGAUCUGGGCCUUACUAAGCCAGAGUACAGAGUGCCUCCAUGAGCUGUUCCACAAAGCUGACCCACCGGCCCUUGGUUUUAUCAUCUCUCCCUGGUCGCUGCUGCUGUUACCCUCUGGCAAUAUUUCCUACACUGACGAGAAUGUUUCAAACCAGGAUCUGCGAGUGUUCACAGCCCCUGAGAUAUUACAGAAUCCGACUUUGUCUUCACUCUCAGAUAUUGAAAAGAUGCACGUGUAUUCUCUUGGAAUGACAUUGUACUGGGGAGCAGACUAUAAAAUACCUCUGAAUCAGCCAAUCAAACUGGGAGAUCACCUGAACAGCAUAUUGUUGAGUAUGUGUGAGGAUCUGAUGUACACUCGAGUGACUGUGAGGACCACUUUAGAUGCCUGCAGUGCUCAUAUCCGGAACACCAAUUGUGCGCCAGCUUUCUCAUAUGUUAAACAGCUGGUAAAACUUGUCUUGGGAAGCCUAACUGCUCUUGAUCAGCUCUCUGUCAAUACAGUCAGCAAACCAGAUCGUAACCAAGAAAUCCGGGAUCGACUGAGAGGAAAGGGCCUUCCAGUGGGGAAAAGUCCAACUGCCAACACCUUGGAAAGAUACAAAGCACAAUUUUGUGACCCGAUCUCACUGAACCGAAGACUCAGCAAAUCUAUGGGUUUCUUAGCAAUUUCUGACAGAACAGCAGAAGACGACUCUUCUCACUACACUGCUUCUUCACAUGAGGAUGCCAUAGAUGUCUACUACAGACGUCGAUCUAGACCUGAUGAUUUGGAGAGGAGGUCUAAUUUCAGUGCUGGUACUGGUCGUAGGAAGAAGUUCUGGACCUCCACAGUUGACCUGGGCUAUCACAGUGGUAAGAUAGUAGCACUUGGGGAUGAUCCUCAGAGACACAGCCCUUGUCAACAAGGAAAAAUUAGACCUAAUAAGAAUGCUUCCAUCGCCAGGGAGGCAAAGUACUCAGACUGUGGUCAAACACUUGGUCUUCAAAAACCUCACCAUAUGUCAGAACUUUCAAUGCCAUCUGCUCUCUCGGGGGCUUAUGAAAGGAUUAAAGAUCGGCAGAAGAAACUGGAAGUCUUGAGAGAGGCUAUGGAUAUGGACGAACCUGCAGUGGAAUACACAGCACGCCACAGUGACGCGUACAGUACAUCGAGUGAAAGUCCAUCGCUUGUUUCUUCAGACCCAGAUUUUCGACAUGUUCCCAGGAGUGAAGAAAUUCGGAGAUACAGUUUUCCAGUAGGUUUUGCUGCAGGAGAUGAGUCCUUAGAGGAUGGUCAUAAUGUGGUUAGGAGAGCAAGCAGUCCAUAUGAGAUGUCGACAGAUGAGAACAUGAUGAGCCAGGAGUUGAUGCUGAAACGUCAGGAAGAAGAAUUGAGACAACUACAGAGCAGAUUAGCUCAGAAACAGCUUCAAUCGGAACUUCACCAAGUAUCCAUGUUGGAUGUCAACAGGGACCCCUUGAGAGAUGUAGCUAUGGAAACAUCCAUGUCACAAAGAAAACUGAAGAAUUUCUUUGGACCUGAGUUUGUGAAAAUGAUCAGCGAGCCUUCUAUUGCACUGGACCUUCCUACAUCGAUUCUGAAAAAAGGAAAAGGUGACGAUAUCCGGCGCAAAUUGAACAUCAUGCUUCUGAGUGGACAGCGCUUAGAGUUGACGUGUGACACCAAAUCGAUGUGUAAGGAUGUCUUCGAUAUGGUGGUUGCCUACAUCGGUCUGGUGGAACAUCACUUUUUUGCCUUGGCAUAUUUAAAAGAAAAUGAACUAUUUUUUGUUGAACCUGAAUUAAAAUUGUCCAAAGUGGCACCAGAGGGAUGGAAAGAAGAGAAGAAAAAGAACAAAAUGACUGUAAAUUUCACCCUUUUUCUCCGCAUUAAGUUUUUUGUAGAAGAUGUCAGCUUAAUCCAUCACACGCUGACCAGGCAUCAAUACUACUUGCAGUUGAGAAGAGAUAUUUUGGAAGAGAGGUUACAUUGUGAUGAAGAAACUGCCUUGCUACUUGCAUCAUUAGCCCUCCAAACAGAAUUUGGUGACUACCAGCCCGAGCUUCAUGGGAAGAAUUAUUUCCGGCUUGAACAUUAUUUACCAGCCGGAGUGAUGGAGACGUUGCACCACUCCUACAUGAAGGAAGAACUGACCAAAAUGCACAGCACAUAUUGUGGAGCCACAGAAACAGAGACUCAGCUUGAAUUUAUGAAGGUGUGUGAAAAACUGUCCGAGUAUGGCGUGCUGUUCUACCGAGUUAUGCCAGAGAAGAAAUCGUCCACUGGGAUAAAUCUAGGCAUUUGCUCUAAAGGGGUUAUCGUUUAUGAGGUUUGUAAUGGGGUCAGGACAUCCAUUCUUCGGUUUCCAUGGAGAGACACAAAGAAAAUUGCUUUCAACAGAAAGAAGAUUACCUUGCAAAACACUUCAGAUGGCAUAAAGCAUCUGUUUCAGACAGAUAGCAGCAAGACCUGUCAAUAUCUUCUGCACCUGGCUUCAUCCCAACACAAAUUCCAGCUUCAGAUGAGGGCACGGCAGAACAAUCAGGACCUAAAGGAUUUUGAAAAGCUGUCUUUCAACAGCCUGAACUAUUAUGGAGACUCUGCGGAUACGUUUGCAAUGGGAAGGGCAAAUAGCAGCUUGAGUCUUGCCGUCAGUGCCUUUAGCAAGUUAAACGAUCUACCACAGGCAACACAUUCUGAACUCAUGAAGCGGAUGUCCAGAUCAGAGGCUGCACUGAAUCGGCCCCUGCAUUGUCUGUCCAAAAACAAGGUGCCAAGGUCUUUGUGGGAUCAGUAUCCUCCCAUCGUUAGCAAAUCCUACUAUGAUCUCAGUCAAAUUCUUGAGUCUCAUCGAAAGAGUGCUCCCCCAUUUAACAGCCAAUCACCAUGCACGUCAAGUCAGCGGAUUGCUCAGAAAGAGCUUGCUGAGUUCAAAGAGAAGACUUCACGUCCCUGGUCAGAUACAGAAUUUGUGGCAGGAAAUGAGAGACGAACCAAAAGCAGUACUUUCAGUCCAAAGAAGUCCCAGGCUGUCUUUCACAGAAGCCCUGGGCGAAGAAAUACUACAUCUGACUCCUCAUCCACUGAAGACUCCAAUCAGGCAUAUGUGGGAGGACUUAGCAUGCACAGUUCUGGCACCCCAUCAACCCCUGCUACCUUUACAGCCAAUGAUACUUUUCACCAGAAUCUCAAUGCUUUCCCUUCACCAGAGAAAGAGCUUAGAUUUGUGAAGCUGAAGAAGGACAUGACUCAUGGUUUAGGUUUUCAGAUUGUUGGUGGAGAAAAGCCUGGCAAAGUGGACUGUAUGGGAUUUAAUGUCAAUAGCAUCACACCAGGAGGACCAGCAGAGCUUGAGGGGCAUAUGAAACCAGGUGAUCGCCUGAUAUCUGUGAAUGGGGUGAAUCUGGAGGGUCUUACCCAUGAUGCUGCAGUGGAGAUUUUGCAAAAUGCCCCCGAGGAUGUGACCCUGAUGAUCUCUCAGGCCAAACUCUCUAGAGCAUCUCCCCCAAAUAGAAAAGGAGGACCAAGGAGUCUGUCAAGGAGCCCUGGUCAUAGGUUAGGGGGACAGCAAUAUGAAGGGGAAUCAUCUUCAGAAGAGCACAACCGAUCACGAGUUCAGCAAAAGGCAUAUCCACCAGGAGCAUCAGCUGUGGUUGAUGGGAAACGAAGAGAAAGUCUGAGCUCUCAGGACUCAAGAACUGAAAGUGCCGGCCUUUCACAAAAUCAACUGAACGGUCUCCAGAGAAACCGAGCACCACAGCACGCUAAUUAUGAAGUGGUCUCUGUGCCCACGGCAUCAAAACCAGAUGUAGUGCAUACGAUUCUAGAUAACGCAAAGUACUUGGGUAUGAUUAAUUCUGAAAAAUCUAAAGGAAUGGACUGCUCCGACCGAGGUGACUCUGACAUGGAUGAAGCAACAUAUUCCAGCCUUCAAAAGCGGCAAAGACCUAAAAAAGACUCUGCGGCAGAUAAAACAAAAAAUAAAGUUAUUUCAAAUACCAGCCGUGGCAUUGUACUGAAGCCAGGAGAUGUUUUUGAGGUGGAAUUAUCUAAAAAAGAGAACAGCUUGGGCAUAAGUGUCACGGGUGGUGUGAAUACAAGUGUGAGACAUGGUGGAAUUUACGUAAAGGCUAUUAUACCAGGUGGUACAGCUGAGGCUGACGGACGUGUCCAAAAAGGUGACCGUGUCCUUUCUGUGAAUGGAAUCAACUUGGAGGGUGCAACUCAUAAGCAGGCAGUAGAGACUCUGAGGAACACAGGCCAGGUUGUCAGCCUGUUACUAGAGAAGGGGCAGCUUCCCGCGACCAGUGUUCACGCUCCUGUUACACCACAGUGUACACCUCCGUCUGCAGAUAAUCAGAAUGGACCUCCUGACUCAUCUGAUAAAUUGGAGUUCGAGACCAAACACACGCCAGCCACUGACAAAGAUUACAGUUUUGUUACUGAUGAAAACAAGUUUGAAGUGAAGCUGUUGAAAGGCUCCUCAGGAUUAGGCUUCAGUUUCAUAGAAGGGAAUGAAGCUGUCCCUGACCAGUCUGGGAUGAAAAUAGUGAGAAUAAAGAAACUGUUCCCUGGGCAACCAGCAUCCGAAUGUGGGCAGAUUGCUAUUGGUGAUGUGAUAUUGCAGGUGAACGGCACUCCUUUAAAAGGACUAACAAAGCAGGAAAUUGUGUCCGUCCUCAGAAGCACAGCUGAAGAUGUUACUCUGGUGCUUUGCAGGCCUGAACAUGGUGUAUUACCAAGCGUUGACUCCUCUUUGAGUUUAAUUAGCUCACAUUCUGAAGGGAUUUACGGAACCAAAUUACAGUACCAAAGCACUGACAGCUCAGCGGAGUCUGGAAAAACAAACAGUUUCACUGGUGACAGUGUAGAUGACUGUGGUAAUGAUGAAGAGAUUGAAAAUAAAGACUUUCAGAAUCUGAGACUGAGGUCUUCUUCCAGAAGGGACAGCUACAGUGACAGUACAGAUUGUGAUGAUGGGGACAGGCACACCACAUCAAAGCAAGACGCCAGCACCAACAAAAGCAUCACUGUUUGCCAAAUGACUGGGAAUGUGAUUUCCUUCUCCAACAACCAGUAUGAAAUGUCAUAUAGCCAGGAAAAGGCCAGUGUUUACUUCUCCCCUCAGGAUUCAACUUCUAAACUGGAGCUCACCAGCAGAAAACCGCCUUCACCGACACUUCUAGACCUCUCGACAGAACAGAGGUUCAGUCUCGGACCUGAGGUUCCCUCUCCUACACCAGUAGAUGAGAACUCACUUACUUCCAGUUCAAGAUCUGAAGCAGUAACCUCUGGGUCUGCAGAGGUAGCAGCAGCACAACAUCUAGACACUGAGUGUCAUGAGGAGGAGGAGGAGGCUGAAUUACAUCCUGAAGCAGAAUUGCACGUCACUCUGAACAAGUCAGAAAAAGGGAGUCUGGGAUUCACAGUGACCAAAGGAGAUGACAACAUUGGCUGCUACAUCCAUGACGUCAUCCAGGAUCCUGCAAAAAGUGACGGGAGACUACGACCUGGUGACAGGCUUAUCAUGGUGAAUGGUGUUGACAUCACCAGCAUGAGUCACACAGAAGCAGUGGAUUUUCUUCGAUCAAUCCCAGAUGCAGUUACUCUCGUGAUUGGAAGAGUCCUGGAAAUACCAGAGUUUCCAAUAGAGCCAGAUAUGCUUCCUGCGAUUACAAUGAUCUCCCACGAACAGGAACUGGGCUUAUCUCUGGCUGGAGGAAGUGAAACCAUUUACCAGGCAAUUUACAUUGGUGACAUCACUCCAGGUUCAGCUGCUGACACAGAGGGGAGUCUGCAGCCACUGGACCUUAUCCAUUAUAUUAAUGAGGUCAGCACCCAUGGGAUGACAACAAAUGAGGCAAAGGCAGCUCUUCUGAAUGUAUAUCCUACCAUCACCUUGAAAGCCACAAGAGAUGGUGAGCCAGUUGUUCCCAAAACAGUGGAUUCUCUCUACAAAUACGAUAAAGACAAAGAUUCAAAGCUAAAUAAAUCUGCUGAAGUUAAUGGACAUAUCCACGGAGACUUGAGCUGUGACUCUAAUCCAGUACCUGGUGUGUACAUAUCAGAGAGUAAUGUAACAGAAAUUGAUCUGCACAAACCUGCCUCAGGAGGACUAGGAUUCUCCCUAGUAGGUGGUGAGAAUGGUAUUUAUGUAAAGAGUGUACAUCCGUCUGGGCCAGCUGCCGAGGAUGGAAGGCUACAAGUUGGUGACAAAUUGCUCCAGGUAAAUGGAGAAUCUAUAGUUGGAGCUUCCCACACUAAAGCAGUGACAACAAUCCGCAAAGCCAAGGGACUGGUCAACUUAGUUGUCUCCAGGACAAAGUCCCCAGACAAAGUGAGGCCUUUGAUCAGAAAUGUUGAUACAAUGUGUUCUUUCAACAACUCACAAAGUGGAGACAUCACUGCCAAAGAAGCUGAAGCUCUGCAGUCCUUGUUGGAUGUUAUUCAUCAAGAAGCCAAUAAACUUUCUUGUUUCAGCCCAAUAAACUCUCCAACAAAAAUUCCACAGCCAGAGAACGAUGCAUAUGAUAUGGUGGGAUCUGAUGCUCUUAAGUGGAUAGGUGGACAGAAGGACCAGGAAAAGUCUGUUAAAUCUGAAGAUACAGACUGUGAAGGUUCCUCAUUGCCUGAAGACUCUCCUGAGCAGCCAAGAAGAAAAAAUGGGUUUCAUUCCUCAAUGUCCCCUCCUCUAACAGAAAUUGAGAAAGCAAUUCAAGAGUGUUCCGUUGAAGAUGUGAUAUCAAAAAGGGUGCCCAGUAUGUCGCAAAUGGAAAAUAUAGAGGAAGAUGAGAUUACCUGGGGGAGUGAUGAACUACCAAUUAAUUCGGUUAAGCAAGAUCCUUUACCCUUAGAUCAACAAAACAUAACUAAAGAUGAACUAAACCAGCUUUCUGUGGUAGAUACUCCUCCAGGUGGCCAGUACACUGGUUCCAAACUGGAGGCCGUCAUUAAAACCCUGCAAGGGCUAUUGGAACAACACAUUCCAUUGCAGGAGUUUGAGGAUCUGCAAAACCUGAAGCCUUUGGAUGAAUGUUUAAUUGGGCAAUCAAAGGAAAACAGGAAAAAGAACCGAUAUAAAAACAUACUUCCAUAUGAUGGCACAAGAGUUCUUCUGGGAGAAGAGCAUGGAUACGUUAAUGCCAGCUUCAUAAAAAUUCCAGUGGGUGGAACAAACCAUGUAUACAUUGCAUCUCAAGGACCAUUGCCUCAAACACUGGCAGACUUUUGGCAGAUGGUUUGGGAACAAAAGUCCAAUAUCAUUGCUAUGAUGACCCAGGAGGUGGAAGGAGGGAAGAUCAAAUGUCAAAGAUACUGGCCAGAACCUAUGGGGAAAUCAAUAGUAUUAGAUGAAAGGAUUCAGAUAACCCUUGAGAAUUAUCAAGCGCAGGAAAACUUUAUUAUUCGUCAUAUCAAGAUGGAUGAUUUGGAGAGCAGAGAAUCACGGCACAUAACUCACCUGAACUUUACUGCCUGGCCAGACCAUGGGACUCCUGAUGGACCAGAGCAGUUAGUCACCUUGCUGGCGUACAUGAGGCACAUCCACAGUGCUGGCCCCAUCAUCACCCAUUGCAGUGCAGGCAUUGGACGUUCUGGGACUCUCAUUUGUCUGGAUGCAGUGUUAGAGUUUAUCAGCAGAAAUCUAGAUUUUGACAUUUCUUGGAUUGUCCAGACUAUGAGAAGCCAGAGGAAUGGGAUGAUCCAGACUGAGGCUCAGUAUGUGUACUGCUAUCAAGUUGUCCUAUAUAUUCUCAAGCAACUUCAACUGAAUGAGAAGAAAAAGGCAAAGGCACCAUAAAUGUUUCUGUGGUACUACAUAGAACGUUAGCUCCUUUUUGUAGGAGUAUGGACUGUUACAUUUCAAUACUUAUUCUAGUCUCUUCUCACUAACGUAUCUGCUUACUUAAAAAUGGGCAAAUAUUUUGUAUUCAUUUUGACCACAAAGACAACAUGAAUGUGUCUAUAGAAAGAACACCUUCUGGAGAGGAAAAAAUAAAUGUAAGAAUUGAUCAAGGCAUUCUAAAGGAAUUGUCAAAGCUGAUUUUUUUUGUAGUUGCUCUGAUCCACUAAGAGUUUUAAAUGUAAAAUAACUGAAUCAGUAUGCCUUAUGCAAUUAUUGAACUGUGGUAAUAUUUUAGAAUUCAUGACACUUUAGCUGUACCUGAAACAACUAUUUUGGUAAUGUUGACCUGUUAUAAGUGUAUUCAAGGCUGGAUACUCCUUGUCAGAACUGUUGAAUGCAUUUUCCUUUAUGAUUAUAUGACUAUCACUGUAUAUAUGGUAAAAAACAGUAUUGAUUUUAUGUCUUUCAUAUUUGGCAAUGACCUGUGAGAGAUUUUCUGUACAAUAUACAAUUUUUAAAAGUCAUUUUCAUUUAUAAUAUUUCUUGUACAUAUCUACAUUUUAACAAAUUUAUCUGGAUAUAUCUAAACAUUAUUUACUAAAUAUCCAAACAAUGUAAAUAAAAAGCGGAGAUACCUGGGUACAACACUUUGUGGAAAAUAAAAUCUGUCAUAGGCUUA
Callorhinchus milii (elephant shark) is the source of this 8725-nucleotide messenger RNA. RefSeq names its product protein tyrosine phosphatase non-receptor type 13 (gene ptpn13). Lineage: Eukaryota; Metazoa; Chordata; Chondrichthyes; Chimaeriformes; Callorhinchidae. The coding region runs from base 163 to 8001 and encodes 2612 amino acids. Gene Ontology annotation, biological process: peptidyl-tyrosine dephosphorylation. The record is from RefSeq and is a predicted model, not a curated record. Gene Ontology annotation, cellular component: cytoskeleton; cytoplasm; nucleus. Gene Ontology annotation, molecular function: phosphatidylinositol 3-kinase regulatory subunit binding; protein tyrosine phosphatase activity. The transcript is spliced from 49 exons.